CCACUCCAGAAACGAAUAUCCCGGACCGUGAACAGAUCGCGUUACGGGCUCUCGAUCCCUUCCGCCUCCGUCGAGUUGAGCGGCGGCGCUGGUGACGGUGGAGCAGCGGAGGCCAUCGAUACCCUUCCCCGCUUGAGCUCAAAGCAUUCUGAGGGCUCCAGGUUUGUGAAGAUGCCGAAGGCCGCGGCGGAUGCCAAGCUCCUCAUCCAGUCCCUAAACAAGGCCUAUGCUGCCACGCCCACAAAUCUCAAGAUCAUUGACCUGUAUGUGCUUUUCGCUGUGGUGACCGCCCUUGUUCAGGUUGUUUACAUGGGAAUAGUUGGGUCAUUUCCCUUCAACUCUUUCCUCUCUGGUGUCCUGUCAUGCAUAGGAACUGCAGUUCUUGCUGUGUGCCUCCGUAUUCAAGUCAACAAGGACAACAAGGAAUUUAAGGAUCUUCCUCCAGAAAGAGCCUUUGCAGAUUUUGUCCUGUGCAAUCUUGUGCUCCACCUUGUGAUCAUGAACUUCCUCGGAUAAGAAACUGUCCUAUAAGCUAUCGAGAUUUUGUAGUGCCCUAAUGUUUGAGACUGUAAUUAUGUUGGAUAUUCAUGUGGUAUCACACACUAUCUAUGUAAUCCCAGAGUUUCUCUAUGAACUAUAAGAGUUUGGUGGAUUUAGUGUUAACAAUGUAAGAACAUGAGAACUUACUUUCUUUUGAGGCAGUGAAGACUGGAAAGAUAACUCAA
This is a messenger RNA of Lolium perenne, 725 nucleotides long. RefSeq names its product dolichyl-diphosphooligosaccharide--protein glycosyltransferase subunit DAD1. Gene Ontology annotation, biological process: protein N-linked glycosylation. Gene Ontology annotation, cellular component: membrane; oligosaccharyltransferase complex. Lineage: Eukaryota; Viridiplantae; Streptophyta; Magnoliopsida; Poales; Poaceae. The record is from RefSeq and is a predicted model, not a curated record.